AAAGGGUCAAGAAUUUUCUUGAGGUUUUCGUUUUGCCACCACGUCAGUUGCAAUUUAGUACUCCGUAAACGUUACUCCGUUUGCCACUUGCCGCCAUAACAGAGAGAGAAAAGAAGAGAGAGAGAGAGAGAGAAGAGACUCAUCAAACAACAAGAGGAGCAACAUGGGUGUAUACGCAGCACCCAUUUGCCAUCUUCUUUCCCCAUCACGACCGAACCCUAAUCCGGAAGGCCAAAAUCCCAACCCCUCCAGAAAAAACCCAAUAAAAUUACACCCCGUUGUUGUCUCCAGAGCUUCACUAUCGAUACAAAGACGGCACUUGUUGCUUUUCUCUGUCCCCAUUUCCUUAUCAUCGUCGAUUCCGUUGAAUUCCUCUGCUUUAGCAAGCUUCGACUUUCUCAGCCCGGCUGAGAGGGACGCGAGCGAGGUGGUGUCCCGGAGAGUGGCGGAGGCGGUGGAGUUGCUGGAGAGAGGGCGGGAUUUGCAGGCUCAGGGUGACUUCAAUCAAGCUCUUGAUUACUUCACCCAGGUUAUUGAAAACUACAAAGAUUUUGCUCUCUCAGAUUAUGCCCGAGUAGGUAGAGCAUUAGCCUUGUAUGAGGUUGGUGACAGAGAGGAAUCAAUUGCAGAAAUGGAAGACGUUUCAAUAUCGUUGAAGGGAUAUCCAGAAGUGCAUGCAGCCCUAGCUGCAGCCUUAUAUGUGGAUAAGCAUGCUCCUCUCCUUGCAGAAAACCAGUUCACAAUCGCGACUCUUCUUGAUCCUCACUAUACAGACAUAGCAUAUGUGAGAGAAACAAAGCAUUGGCCUCCAAGUUUGAUUAGUUCUUUGCAACAUUUCAUCACAUUUUCCUAGGGCUUUUGUAAAUUAAGUUAUAACUUGUUUACACUAUCAACUUUUUUGGGCUAUGCAUGGAAAUUGGGUGCACUUGUUCUGGAAAAGCAAGUACAUUUACACAUUGAUACAUUACAAUUCAAUGGUAUAUAACAAGACAGAGUUUGCGGAUA
Molecule: messenger RNA, 1005 nt
Organism: Rhododendron vialii
Lineage: Eukaryota; Viridiplantae; Streptophyta; Magnoliopsida; Ericales; Ericaceae
Exons: 3
Coding region: 164-853 (229 amino acids)
Molecular function (GO): protein binding
Source: RefSeq, a predicted model, not a curated record